UCGUGAGAGCCGCCUCUGGGACAGGGAGAGUAGAGAGUAGAGAGUGCUGUUGUUCGUUGGCCAGUUCGUCGCGCGUUCAUUGGCAAUUCAUCGCACCCUGCCGCACCGCGCGCACGUCUCUCACCCGUUCUGUUCGCGCCGGACGAUUGCCGAUUCUUUUUCGCGCCGUUUUGGUUUGUUCCUGGAAGUAAACUGAAGAAGCUCCCUACAAACCUGUAUCCUCGAACGAUGAAGACAGCAACCCUACUGACCCUGAAAACAGCGCUGCGACCUUCACCUUGCACCUAGGAGCUCUCUUGUGUCUGUUUCUGUCGGCCAUGAUCUUAUAGACUUCUUAUUCCAUUAGACUUCUAAUUUUCAAUUAGUCACAGGCCUACAACUGGAUGAAUAUUGGCAGGAGGCAUUAUGCAUUGGCUUUGUUUCUUUAAAAAAGCUUUAAACUACUAUAGGGCCUAAGACGGGGGAAAACCCAACUUUUGAAACAUUGUAUCAAUUCAAUGUCUUGUUCAGUAUUUUCUUGACAAUGCAAUUGUUUCUGUGUUGAUCAUUCACAAUAGGCAUGCAAUUUCAAUCACUACAGGUUCAAUGUAAUGUGCUUUAGAUAUAUAAUACUGUGUGCACUACACAUAAUAUUAUGUGCAUAGUUAGCUUUACUCAGCUGGGUGAGAGCUGACUUCAACAGAGCUACAUCUACUAAGGGUAUUGCCAUUGAGGAGCACACAAGUUUAUGUCUUUGACAUUUUUAAUCUCUUGGAAAACUGUUGAUAACAUCAAGGACCCCCAGUUCCUGUAACUUUAACCUCAAGACUAUUUUAAAACACAAAAGGGUAUCUUUCUGUAUAAUUAAAAGCAUUUCAUGAUCUAACAAUCAUCAUCUUCUGACGAUAGAUUAGUAGAAAACAGGGUACAUUUCACUUUCACAUGUAUAGGAAAUAAAUGCAGAAACUUUUUUUUUCUCCAAUGGAAGAACAGAAUUGCCAAAGAAGGCACUUCUCUUUUGCAGUUAAGUUUUUUGUGGAUGACAAUGUUUCCUUUGAGCGGGUAAAGAUGAGUGUAAAGAAAUCAUUCCCAAAAGCACAGCAUUUCCUCAGUGAUUUCUUUCAUUGUUCCAAUUCACUCCUGCCUCUCCUAAUUCCACGCGCCAUGUCCACACUCCAAAACAAGAGCACAGUGUGUACUGAUACAAGCAUAAAUGAGUUACUUUAUCAGCACUGUUUCUUCUUACGAAAGAUGUUAAAAUGAAAAAGAAAGAACGACCAAACAUCAAACUAAAAAAAAAAAAA
This is a messenger RNA of Aplysia californica (California sea hare), 1283 nucleotides long. RefSeq lists its product as uncharacterized. The record is from RefSeq and is a predicted model, not a curated record. Lineage: Eukaryota; Metazoa; Mollusca; Gastropoda; Aplysiida; Aplysiidae.